Molecule: messenger RNA, 28326 nt
Organism: Spirometra erinaceieuropaei
Lineage: Eukaryota; Metazoa; Platyhelminthes; Cestoda; Diphyllobothriidea; Diphyllobothriidae
Source: the annotation of a GenBank genome assembly
AUGGUAAUCAGCAUCGACGUGGGUAGGUAUACUGGGGUUGUUAUCCUCGCCUUCUCAACUUUGGCCGCAUUAAUUUUUUAAUACACUUUUUAGUUGCUUUAGGACUUUAUGAAGAUCGUGGGCUUGUUUUAUGUUACAUCCCGCUCCCAGUACGAUUUUUUGAUAUGCUCGUAUGCAACACCAGCUUGGCAUGCAUGUAUCAGUCCUAGUUGCAGGUUGGAACUGUGCAUUUGCAUUUUGUCUCAGAGCUGAGUGUCUAAAAUCCACUUAGACGAUCACCUAACGACUACCGAUUAGUGAUCGUGAAAUUUUAUCCACAAGGAUGGAGACAUAGUUUUGGAUAUUUCUGGCUUGGUUGCCAUUGUCAGCCAGCAGUGUCUUGACUCCCAAAUCCAGAUUCGUUUGUGCUCGCCCUCUGCCUAAGAACAAACAAGCUGUCUUUUGAUAGUUUGGUUGUAAAUUCAGACACUUGAUAUCCAAUUUACGUCUGACCUGCCGCAAGAAUUAGGAUUAGCAAACGUCCCUUCAGAUUACAAAGACCUAUUUUAGAUUGUCAAAAAUGCGUACAUUUUUUGUCUGCUCGGAUUUAUUGCUACAAUGUGAGCCCCCAUUACUUUUUCUCUCCUAAGUGUUGUCUCAGUCGGUCGUCCAAAUCAUGCAAUCACCAGAGAAGAGGACAGUCUACCUUGGCCAGCCGGCGACCCUCAAGUGUGUGAUCCUGAUUCCCAUGGCCUCAAGGAAUUUCUCCAUUAUUUUCAAACGUGGGGCCGACAUAAUCUCCGAAAAAUGUGAAGCCUACAAGAAGAACCUCUAUGAACUCGUUUGUGAACCGGAAAAUGGAUCUGAACGUCAGACCUACACCCUCAAGAUUAAGUCUGUGUCAUGGCAAGAUCGUGGUCGAUGGCUCUGUGCCUUCGGAGGACAUCCGUCAUGGCUUGAUCUCGACGUUUAUGGUUCGUGUGGAGUUUUUUUAUUGCGCCUAUUCUCUUGCCAUUCUUUUGCCGGUUUCAAGAUAUGUGAGCACCUUCUAUGGCAUGAUAAGCAAAUCAUGGCCCUCACAGUCUGGUGUGCGCUAGCACCUGGUUCUUUGCCGGUAGAUGCGCUUGCACUCCCGCUGGAUAUACAGGCCGUGAGCAUGGCUGCCCAGUUAUCCUCAACUUUCUGACUCGUUGUCGUGCUGUUGUUGGUUAAAAUCCUAUUCAUGUGUUUGUUUUGGACCAGGGGAUGUGAAAUGGUACACCUAAGUGUGGAUGCGGCCGUGCCGCCAAUCUGUGCCCUCUCCCGUCACCGGUCUUCUUGAAAAUUUCUUGACAUCGGACCAAGUUGGGGUAGGAGAGAGUGCGAUAGACGCUCUGCAGGUCUACUCUCACCAUAAACUAAUUCACGCACAAAUCACCAUUCCUGCUCCACCUUGUUGUGGAGCACACGGCGAACAUCUUCAGGUACGACGGCCAUUAUUGCAUGUGCCCUUUGUCGACUGGCUUGUAUGCAUGAAAGGAAACUGUGCGAGGACUUAAAUUGCAGGACACUAGAUGGAGCAGCCCUUGUUAAUUAUGACAUUAUCGUUUGUGCCAAUGAGGACGCAAGUUCCCUAAGCAUCUAACGUAUGGUUCCCAACUUAUUUACCAAGCUCGUGGACCUGCCAUCGCAUGGGACGGCUUUGACUGCUCACGCACAUUAUCGCCGUCUAUGUGUGCUUCCGUGCAAAUCUUCGAUAAAACUGCAGUGCGUACUCCAUCGUCGGAUCUCGCUCUCCUUUCGUCGUAACCAGCGAUGUCUACCGUGGGCUUCGGGGCAGGGUGGGGGGGGAGGGACAGUGACUUGUGCCUGGCUUGGUUUAAAGUGAUAGUAGACUUACGCUUCGGUUUUUAAAAAAGUUUCUAAUCAUGCGAUUUUUAAGACCCUUAAAUGCCCGUUCAUAAAACAUCGCGUCUCUGCAUUCACUAAUGUUGCUUGUUAAGUUUACAAUAUGGCUCAAAUCCACUGCCAAAUUUUAUGAACCCUGUAUGCUCUCCUCUUAGUAGUGUAUAAAGAUGCAUGAUUUCCCGUACAUGGAAAAUAUACAGUUUAUAGUUUGUGAGCCUUGUAACGGCAGGUCGAGUUCAGAAUUAUUCGGGGAUUGGAAAAGUUAAAACCGAAUUGUACCCUUCCUUCAAGUAUGAUAUUUAGAGAAGACAUAACUUUCUACCAAAUGAGUAAAAGAAUGAAUAUUUUAAUGCGUGCUUUCUAUGAUCUAUAUUCGAAGUUAUAAGGGUGUCGAAAAUCGAUGAGAAGAAUUCGUACUAUCUGAGUAGUAAUUUUUACAGAUCGUAGCAUUUGAAGGCGGCUGGAAAAAAUUCUGUUCGAAAGCCAGCAUCCUAACGCGACUGCGGUAUCUUGACAUCAUGCCAUAAAAUAAUUUAUAUGACCACCCUACUUAAGUAGUCUUUUCGAACUGAAAACGCAUUUCAGAAUUUGGGUUAGUGUUCCACGAGUAAGCACAUCUACUGUAGUCUCAUGGAACUAGCUGUCAUGCAGCGCAACCACAAAAUACUUCAGAAAUUUCAGGACGCCGGCUUUUGAACGAGCCCCUUUCCGGUCGCUUGCUAAAACUACGCUCUGAAAAAAAUGAUUACUAGUAUGGUGUGAAUUCUUCCUAUUGAUUUUUGAUGCCUUUAUAAAUUUAAAUAUAUUUGAUAGAAAACAUGCACAAAAAUUCCUCUGCUCAGCUGGUGGCAGAGUACGUCUUGUUCAAAUUGUACACUUGAGAAAGGACAUUUUUCGUUUUAAAAACGUUUUAACGGUGAGAUUUUUUAAGACCUUGAAUGUCUACCCCAAUAGGCAUCUUGUCCGUCUAUUUACUAAUGCUACUUGUAAAGUAUACAACAUGGUCCACAUCCACCAACAAUUUUGUAAUCCCUAUAAGAUCUCUUCUUGAUAUCAUAUAUAAAUUUGCAAUUUUCCUUACAGGACAGAUAUACAGCUUGUAGUUCGGGAACUCCGAAUGCAAGUGCAGCGACAGGUCGAGUUCAAAAUUAUUCAGGAAUUGAGUAGAAAGAUACCAUUUUUAGGUAUGACAUUCGAAGCAGAACUGAUUUGCUACCAGAAAAAGAAAUAUAUUCAAAUUUAUAAAGGCAUUGAAAAUCAAUAGGAGGGAUUUGCUCUAUAAAAGUAACCACUUUUUUGCAGAGAGCUGUUUUCGCAAGCGACCGGAAAUAGGCUCGUUCGAAAGCCAGAGUGCUGACUUGACUGAAAUAUGUUGUAAUUAUGCCGUGCGAUAGUUAGUCUUAUGAGCUUACUUAUGUAAUCUCUUUUACUUGAAGAUGCAUUUCAGAAUUUCCGUUGGCAUUUCGUGACAUACUCCACAUCCACUGUAUACUUCCGGAAAUACAGUUUUAGCCAACCCGCAUUCCACUUUAUCACCUUGGGCUGUCUCGAAGCGGUCUUCGAUUGCACUUUUGAAUGCCUCCAUCGUCUCAGUUUUGUUAAGUCAACGAAAGAACUUGUGGAAACGUUUAUGGUGAACUGUCCAUUGUUGUGACUGAAGAAGGCGACGAGGAAGAAACGCGUUGCCCGCUCAAGCGACACAGGUGGCUCUACGCUAGAUUCGAGGAUCUUUUGGCUUAAGAAGGUUGAAGCUAGGGUUCAGGUUAUGCUGGGGGGGUAGAAGGUUGGGACCAGGACUGACAUUAGAAUAGGGCAGUAGGUACCCUCUCUGGAAUUUAACGGAAGGCCACCUGUAAUACAGGGAGGAGGCACUUACUUUCAUUUCCAACCGAAUCAGGCUUCAUCCAUACCGCAUCACAUCGACUGGAAUGUCGAUAAGACCGCAUUACAAAGGAGCCGUUGCAACCCGGCUCAGUCCCGAAAACCAAUGUAGCCCUCUAGUUGACAACCUUUCCAACCACACGCAUUAACCAGAUACAUAUAAAAGACCAUGCAAAUACGGCCUUGCACGUGGCAGUGUAAUAUGUUAAAUUAUUGGCGUUUGGUUCAGUACUACUUAAGAACAAAAAGAGACGCCGAAUAGAACGUUGAGAAUAGCAUUACCGACAAAGACAAGGGAGACUGGAAUGGCCAUUUCUGUCUUAGUUGCCGUCGUCAGCCAGUCGUACCCAAUCCUGAAUUGUGGAAAUCCUGGGGCUCGAUCCCGCGCCCUGUUAGUUAGAAGUCCAACGCAUCUAACCACUGAGCCACGGGCUCGUCGUCCUGUUGGUUGCGAUCGGGAAUGUACAAUGGCUCAGUGGUUAGAGGCGUUGGACUUCUAACUGACAGGUUGCGGGAUCGAGCCCCAGAUGUUUCACAUUUCGUGGUCGGGUAUGACUGACUGACGACGGCUAAUAAGCCAGAAAUGACCAUUCCAGUCUCCCUUGUCUUUGUCGGUAAUUGCUUUCUGCCUAUAUCAUGCGCCGCUGUGCGGCUACUGGUUGACCUCGAGAGAGAGAGCCCGUAAGGCACAACGGGACGAGCGAGUUACGUAACAACGAUCGGUGAGCUCCCCUCUACCAUAAGGCGUCCAGUUAUGACGAUUUGAGGUUAAACUUUUCGGAACUUCCAACAAGGCGGUGCCAACGGUGCGACUGAGGAUUCCUUUCAUAGAAUGCUGUCUCCGAAUAAAGGUAGUGCGCCCUUGGGCAGUUCAUUAGCACGACCUGGCAGAAGCGCAGUCCUAACAUGGCCAGGAGGGCCAAUUCCCCUCCAAAUGUAUCCAAAAUAAGACAAUAGUGCCUUCGGAAUAGCGGCAUUCCUGUUGCUGAAUAGUGCUGCCAACAAUCACAAGUUUUUCUGAUUCUUCGAAAUGCGAAUUGCUUUUAGCCUGUUUAUGUCCUCAAUGAAAGCAAAUCCCACUGACCAAUCCAUGUCUUGUCACCUUUUUGAGCUAGGCCUUUGCGAAUUUUUUGGCAGGAAAUGUACACGUACUUUAUGGACAAUAUAUACAUAUAUGGGUUAGCAACCUCCUCUAAAGAUGCCCAUGGAUCUGAGAGUCGACUAAUAAUAUUGGAUGUGGUGUCAGCCGUCCAGCACUUCCUACCUUGUCUUACCACCGGCUCUCGCCAAUAUCUACAUGCUCGCAUAGUCGGACUCGUGACCUUCCUCCAGCAUGUGAGUGGCGACUUGAUGCAGUGGGUCACCUCCUCGUACACAGCCUCUCUGUGCCGAGUCCUAGUCCUGUCUGGCCUGUAUACUGGCAGAGACAGCCACCGUCACCACGCUGUAAGGCCACUGUGAGCUAGGCGACGUAGGCCCGGCCCGAAAAGCAGAUGCCUGAUGUAUAUAAACCGCACUAACUCCAUGUUGCGUCGUAGAGGCGGGGUGGGAAGGGGACAGACAUCUAAACUCUCUCUAUUGUGGUUUUGUUUCAUUCAGAACGAGCAAACUUGAUGACUGCCAUCUGGUAUGGAUAUUUAGAGUACAACUUGUUAGGCGUUCUUAUUUGCCUCUGUGAUUGAUUUUGGCAAGGCAUCUGUAUUUCGGAAUCACCUGGACGGACUGCAGCACCCAAAAGCCGAUAGGUGGGUAUUGCAACCAUAGCUUGUGGACGGGAGUCUUUAGUUAUAGCUCAUUCCUUAUGAUUUAUCGUUUUUUUACCAUGACACCACUCUUGAAAUCUGCUUGCCGCCUUCCCUUGCAGUGGGUUGACAUUGUUUUACUGUAGACAAAGGUGGAAUAUUGCCAUACGUCCAUUGCAUGAACGUUUUGACCCUGUAUAUCGCGCAUGCUACUUUGUUGAACCGUACGCGAUCACUGCUGACGAUUACUAGGUACUUUUCUUUGUCUGCACUUGCUUACCAAGUCUGAACGAAUUGGGGGUCACACCGACAGACAGCUAGUCUGUAUUCAUUAGUACGAGUGGCCAGACGUCGGCCUGUAUGGCCACAACACACGCAAUCAGUGCAUGGAGUGUGGUAGAUUACAGCAGAUGAGCUAACUCAUGAAAUGUUAACCUCAAUUCUGAAUUGCGUUUUCGACUCGAAAAGAUCACUUAACCAGGGUUACAAUAUUGAUCACGGUGCAGCAUACUCCCAUGAUAUUUCAGUUACUUUGGGAUGUCGGCUUUUGAACAAACUUCCUCCCGACCGCCUUCAGAAACUGUUCUCUGUAAAAAAAGAAAUAAUUACUUAAGUAGCGUAAAGUUCUCUCACUUUCGACGCCCUUAUAAAUUAAAAUAUACUUCAUGGAAGCAUACAUAAAAAUACUCGUUUUUCCAUUCAUUUGAUAGGAAGUAAUGCGUUCUUCAUGUUUUAUACUAGAAGGAAAGGCAGAAUUCGGUUUUAAAAAAGUUUCUAAUUACGAGAUUUUUUAAAACCGUGGAAUGCUCGUUCGUAAAACAUCAUGUCUCUGCAUUUACUAAUUUUGCUUGUACACUUUACAAUAUUGUUCAAAUCUACUGGUAAAUUUGAUGAACCACAUAUAAUCUCCUCGUAACACCGUAUAGAAAUGUAUGAUUUUCCGUACACGUAAAAUAUACAGCUUGUAGUGUCGGAAUCCCGAAUGUCACUGUAACGGCAGAUCGGGUUCCAAAUUAUUUGGGAAUUAGACAAUUUUUAUAGCCUAAUUAUACCGUUUCUUCAUGCAUAUUAUUUAAAGAAGACGCAAUUUUCUACCAAAUGAGUGAACGAAUGAAUUUUUUUAGGCAUUUUUCCUACGAAACAUAGUUGAAACUAUAAGGACAGCGAGAAUCAAUGAAAAGAAUUCAUACUACAUAAGCAGUCAUUUUUACAGAGUGUAGUUUUAACAGGCGGCUGGAAAGUUCAUUCAAAAGCCGGAAUCCUGUAGUAACUGAAUUAUCAUGGGAUUAUUCUGCACGAGGAUUAUUAUUGCAAUCCCACUUAAGUAAUCUUUUCGAGGCGAAAACGCAUUUCACAACUUCGGUUAGCAUUUCAUGAGUUAGCACAUCUACUGUACGUUUAUCUUUUCACCGUCUUUGUCAGAGGGUACGGCAACAACACUCUGAUUUUAAUCCUUGCGCUUCUUCGAUCAGUGGAGUUUUCUAAAUGUAAGGCAACGCUGACCUGUUAUCAGUGCAGGUCCAUUACCUCCCAUGUCGCCAUUCAUAUUUUUAUUCAGGAUUUCCCCUUGUGAAAACCGAAACGAAAAUAGUGGAUCCUUUUCGAAUAACGUAAGCAUGCUGUUUGACGGAUUUAAAACGCCGACCAUACUUUAUAGUAUGCGUAAAUAACUAGGUUUUGAUACUAGAGUAUUUUGCAGUUCUCAAUUCUGACUUACAAAAAGAUGUAAUUUCUUAAUGGGUGCUUACUAUGCUGGACUUCUAAAGGUACUUGACUGAAGGACAUGAACUACUUAGGUACUGAUUUCUUCGCGAGUGACAUCGAUUCAAACGUAGGAUGUAACUUUCAGUUAAAGACUACUAUGUAACGGUGUCUUAUACGACCUUGGAUCGUGUUAUUUGUCUCUGAGUAGUCUUUCCACAUGAAAACACACCAAGAGAUUCCGGUGAGUGCUUCAUGCCUUUCGUGCGUACUUCGUCCUACGGCUGGUUGGACGGCCCUAGUUGUUUCCUUUGCAGAAUCCUGAGAGAUUAAAGAUCUGCCUGUAUUGCAUGUAACGUGACAGACAUCUGACGUGAGCCAGAAGAGCAAAGUCCUCCGAAGCACUGUCUAGUAUAUUUGCCCUCAUCGCUCAUACCGCUAUGCCUCAAAUAUGUUAAUGGCGGUCUCGGACUAGGACUAAGAAAAUGUAUUUUGUCUUCCACUAUCGUCCAUCUGAUUUCCAGCGCCACCUAGUCACAAUCGAUGACGGUCUAGCACCCCAAACAACCCCUGAGAUGCAUCGAUACCUGACAUUACCUUUCGGUUACCUUAUAACGCGGGAGACAUCCGUGAACAGUUAAACUGACUGACACAAUUGAUAACGUGUUCUCGCCAAAAGAAACUCCUCGUUGCCUCCUAGGCAGGCACUCCACUGCCAAACUACCAACCCCAAGACUGAACCCUGGUCUCGGUUGCUGGGAUGUAGGAACGUUCCCUGUUUGGCGUACCGGCGUUCAGACAUUGCGUAUACUUCCUCACUUCUGUUCGGAUGUUCGCUUUUUGAUCGGAAGCCAGAUCCCAGACUCUGGUUCACAGGAUAUUGGACGUCAAUGCUUCCUUCUUUAGCUAAAAUUUUUGUUUACAAGAAUUCCACAGUGGGGGGACGGUGCACUGGUCGCAUUGUGUCAUCAACCGAACUAAGUACUGCUUGCAUGAGCAGUUCGACCGUUGUUGUCGACGAUGUCCAACGUGUGCUCCACAGCAAGGUGAGAGCAGGCACGGUGAGUUGCGCGUGAAUUAGUUUAUAGUGAGGGUAGACUUGCACAGCGCCUAUCGCACCCUCUCAUCCCCCAACUUGGUCCGAUGUCAAGACAUAUUCAAGAAGACUGGAGGGCGAAGAGGACACAGGUGACUGUAGCGGCCGAACUCGCACCUAGGCGUGUCACCACACCCCCUUGUCCACAACAAACACCUGAUCAGGAUUUUAACUAACAACGAAAAUGGGUCAGAAAGAGGAGAGGAUGACACAAGUCACUGGGAAACCAUGCACACGGUCUGUAUAUCCAGUGGGAGCGCAAGCGCAUCUAUCGGCAGGGAACCAGAUGCCAGAGAACUGCCAGCAUACACCAGGCUGCAAGGGUCAUGGCACAACAGACUCACACAAUCCUUAAGGCCCAAAAGGUGUUGAGACGCCGCCCCGCAUUUGGCCUGGGCCAUCACCUGUCAAAGGCCGGGCAACCAGUCAGUCAUCGACUGGCAGGCCCUACGCACAUAUCCUACUUUCAUGAAACCAGGCAAUGACCGACAAGAACUGAUUUCAUUGAAGGCGAAUGCUAUGAAAGUCUGUCGCAACCUUCCGUGUGAUGACGUAUGCUUACCCCCUUAUACGUGACUGAAGGAAACUCAGCCCGAGCCUAUUAGUUUUCUGGUGGAUUUUAUGCUGAGUUCUUAGGGAAUUCUGUUCAGACAGUCAGUUGGCUGUAUCAGAAUUGGUGAAAUCAAUGCGUUGUAGUAGACCUGGCGGGUAACUUGGGCGAAAUGUGACACUCAGGUGGGGUCUCGUAGCUCAGGUGGUUAGACCUUUGGCUGUACGCAGGCCUUGUUCCUGCUGUCAUUGCUUCGCAUCAUACCAAAGCCUCCGAGUCUGGGUGUGGUGGAUUAUUCGGUAACAAUCGGAAGAUAGCACCCAAAAAAAUCCGCCUAACCAAAGCAGCCCGUCUUACGGGACAGGUGGUAAUAGGGGUUUUAUGGGUGGUGGUUGGUCGGAAUGUACGAUACUAGCCGACGGAAAGCCUUAUUUGAACAGGUGAAUGAUCAAAGUUGGCCCACUCUCCGUUCCGUUAUUAGAAAGUGGGUCGCCAAAGGCAGUAUAGUGGUAACAGACGAUUGAAAGGCGUAUAAUCGUCUUCCCUCAGAAGGUUAUCUACAUUUCUCUGUUAACCACUCAAAGAACUUCAAGGACCCUACCACCGGACGGCACACCAAUGCCAUUGAGGCAUACUGGAGUAGACUAAAAAGGAAACUCCGCGAGGGAGGCCCUGUAUGUGGGCGAGCUGUGUGGGCUCACAUAGACGAAGUACAGUAUCGUCUUUGGUUUGGCCUCAAUGCCAUGUCUUUGACAGAUGCCUUGGAACUGUUCCUGUCCCGUGUUGUGCAGACUUAUCCUAUUUAAAAGUGAUUUUGUUUUGUAAUAAACUGCCAUAAUACGAAUGUAUGCCGUAUAUUCAGAUGUACGUGUGUAACAAUGGGGAAGGCUGGGUAACAGCGGCCAUCGUCCAUGUAACCUCCUGCGAUGUUCGUUCGGUCAGUCCAUGUUGGGCCGUCGCGGCAAGUCCAAGUAGUGCAUGAAAGUAAGCCUGCAACCGCUGAUAUAGCCUGAAGGCGUCUGAGUCCACUGUUAAAGGUAUUAUUUCUAGGUAACGGAUUUUUUUGGGUGCCAUCUCCCGAUUGUUACCGAUUAUUCAGACCGGUCGAAAAUACCAUUAAGUCCGCAUGCUUCUCAAACGAGGCAGUCCACAUGCUAUGACUGGAAAGAACGAUGUUUCAUGCUGUUGUCUCCAAAGGGUGAUCGCCAUCCAUGAUACAUAUAGGCGAAGUUUGUUACCAACAGCCGAAACAGUCUCUUCCGCAGCCCACCCCCUGGAACUCAGCGUCCGCAAUCCAAUUGUACACCCACACUAGAGGCGACUCAGAGGCUGUCACCUGCAGUCGGCGCAGACAGUUCUGGCGCUCGUUUUAUUCGGCCUUUUCCUGUUGGCACUUCUCACUGCCAGCCUACUGGAGACGGGCCAUAGCUGCGUAUUGACCACAGACAUCUUUUUUGCCAUCCCGCCGCGUGUUGUUUGUCUCAGCUUCAAUUUUUAUUUGUUAUGCCACGCCGUGAACCUUGACAUGUGCAUGCUGAGGAGUGGCCAGGCUCUGUUUGGUCAGAGUGAGCGACGACGAGAGACAUGUCAUCACUUGCCACACACGACACGCAUGCACACACACACACACACCUGCCCGCACACGCGCCUGUCCCUCCCCGGUUGUGUGUACGCGACGGCGGCAGCCCUCUGUGCUCAGCGCUGCACGCCACCACAAACGGCAGUCCUGGUGAGUCAGCGACCAUCUGUUUCUACGUCGCUGCCACUACCGCCUGCCCCUCUGUCCACUUUAUUUGCUCUGCUAGCCUGUCCUGGAUUAAAACCCACCACGGCAUCGGGGGUUCAGGUGACAGAUGUGACUGGGGAGAGCUGUCCUCCCUUCAGGGACUCCGACAGAUCGACCAUCCUAUGGCAUUAUCGCAGAGUCGGAUGGCGGCAUCGUGAGAUCACGAGCAUGAACCGCCAUUAAAAGGUUCCUUCUGCCACCUCCGUGGGGUUCGAGUUCACGACAGCCAGUGCAAGGCUUGUGUACAGGCGACACUCUGACCACCUGAGUUAUGAAAACCCGACCGGGAGCCGUGAGUUUAAUCACAUCGGAGUCAAGUUACCCACCCAACCUGCCGCAGCUCAUGAGAUACAUCUAUGCUGAUGCGGUAAGCUGACUGGUCUAAGCAGUCAGUCUAGACUCCACCUGGCUACUGGGUGUUUUUGUCAGAUUCGCCUGGUUUCUAUGGCCUAGUUACAAAAUAAACCUAUCGACCUGGGUGGGCUUCGAGCGUUGGAUGUAUUCAAACCCUAUCGAGUGUUUUACACUUGGUCAGAGGAAUUGCGCAAAUCUGCCAAAAAACGGUCAGAGGGUCAAUUCAUGCUACUGUGUGUCCACAAGAACUAAUAUGACUGAACCUCUAUCGGCGGACCGUGCCGUAAAUGUGUCAGAUGGCCAUCUUGGAAGGGAAAGAGAGCCGUGCAUCACAUACUGGAGUCCGAAAACAUUUACCGGCCGAGCUCGCAUGCUAUCUGCCCCUCCGAGAUGCACUUACCAGAUCAUAGCUUGGACAGCGUCAAGAUGCCAUACACCGAGAACUGCGGUAAUGUCACUGAGAACUUUGACUGACAUUGUCGUAGUCACUCGCGUUUAUUAAACCAAGCCUUCACCUCCGCACCAGAGAAUCGAUACCAUCGGGGAUUCUGCUGUUGGGCCUUUCGUUGUGCUGUUUUCAACCUCCCAUCUGCGCGUCAACGCUGAAUGCUGAUGACAUGCAGACGGAGGUUUUCCAUUCUGAACUCAAGACUACAGCCUGAUCUGCUCCGAUAAGUGAACUUCUUGUCGUUUUGAUGAGGGCGGGGUUGAGUAUGACUGGCUGAUGACGGCUAAUAAGCCGGAAAUGGCCAUUCCGGUCUCCCUUGUCUUUGUCGGCUCCACCUCAUAUAUAUAUAUAUAUAUAUCGGCGAAACACGUGUCUGGGCUUUUAGCAAGUAUCUAUGUCGGGAGUACGGUAUAAUACCUUUACCAUAUGGAAUUCAUACUACUCGUAGUACUACUUGUUUGUAGAAUGGACAUUACGUGGUUAUUCCACAGUAGUUGAUUGUCUUCGACUCAAGUGUUCAUUGAAAUUUCGGUUCUGACCCUAAAAAGUCAUGUCCCGGAGAUUUAACUCCAAGUUCUGCACUGAUUAAUUUCUGAAAUUAUUCACCUGAUUAUUCUCUGGAGUUCAUAUACCAGAAACCGCUAGAGAACGCUGGGUGUCCCACUGAAGAGCCGAACCCCUCGCAGCUGUGUCACGCAGCGGCAGAAUAUCGGCGAAACACGUGUCUGGGCUUUUAGCAAGUAUCUAUGUCGGGAGUACGGUAUAAUACCUUUACCAUAUAUAUGUCACCAAUUCGAAAAUUCACGAGUACAACUCGAUUUUUCCGAAGAACCUCUUCCUUUUUCAUAUAUUGAUAUAUUUAUAUAUAUAUUUAUAUAUAGGCAGAGUAGCAUUGUGGACAACGGUAAGAGAGGCUAGAAUGAUCAUUUCUGGUUUAUUAGCCGUGGUAGACCAGUUAUACCCAGCCCCCUGAGGCUCGAUAUCGCCACCUGUUGCUUGGAAGUCUAACGUUCUGACCAUUGAGCCACCCGUUCACUACCUGUCGGUUGCGAUCGAGUAUAUGCAAUGGAACGGGGGCGCACGCCGGUCACGUUACGAAACUCACCCGUCUCCUCCUGCCUCGUACAUACCCGAUCGCAACCGAUAGGACAACGAGACUGUGGCUCAGUGAUUAAGUCGUUGAACUUCUAACCAACAGGUCACGAGAUCGAACCUCCGGUGCUGAGCACGGGUAGCUGACAACGGCAAAUAAGCCAGAAAUAACCAUCUCAGUUUCCCCCGUCUUUUUGGAUGUUAGUCUGCCUAUAUUACACGCCGCUGUGCGGCUGCUGGCGCGCUUCUCGAGACACCCCUGAGACACAGCGAGACGAAUGAGUUCCGUGACGCGAUCGGUGAGCCUCCCUUCUAUCAUUAUAUAUAUGGCUUGGGUAUGGCUGGCUGACGACGGCUAAUAAGCCAGAAAUGGCCAUUCCAGUCUCCCUUGUCUUUGUCGGCAAUACCAUUCUGCCUAUCUAUCAUGCGCCGCUGUGCGGCUGCUGGUUGGGCUCGAGAGAGAGUCCAUAAGGCACAACGGAACGAGUGAGUUCCGUAUGAACGAUCGGUGAGCGCCCCCUAACAUUAUAUAUAUAUAAUGGUCAGGGUUAGGAUUGGCUGAAUGAAGGUAAAAUAAGCCCUAAACAGUACUGUAUCAAUCUACCCGUAUUCUCUGUCGUCCCUCCUUGCUGCUAUUAUGAAUUUGUCGACUUCGGCCUGGUAAUUGGUUGCCUGUUCGUGACCUUUGUCACCCAUACGGAGCUUGUUUGCUUCGUGAAGCCAAUAGAUCGGUGUGCGCCAAUUCCUGAUUGAAUAUAUAUAUAUGCAGAAUGAUAUUACCGACAAAGACAAGGGAGACUAGAAUGGUCAUUUCUGGCUUAUUAGCCGUCGUCAGUCAGUCAUACCCAACCCCGUAGUGUGGCACACCCGAGGUUCGAACUCGCGAUCUGUUUGUUAGAAGUCCACGACUCUAAUCACUGAGCAACGAGCUCGUUGCCCUGUCAUAUAUUUAUACAUAUAUGACAGGUAGGAUGAUAGAGUCUGAACCGACAAAGGACAAGGGAUACUGGAAUAGCCAUUUCUGGCUUAUUAUCCGUAAUGAUUUAGUCAUAUCCAAACCCAAGUGUGAAACACUUGUAAUUCUCACCUGGAGUCUUUGGGCAUUGGAUUGAAAGCUCUACCAUCGAGUCACGGGAGUACUAAUUGUGAUAGAGGGGCGUUAACCGACCAGGUUACGGCAUAUGCUCGUCUUUCUAUAUCUGGGAGCUCAAUCUAGAGACCUCGGAAAUUACUGAGGGCAGAAUCUGGAUUUAAGUCUUUGAAGUAUGACUUUUUAAGUCAAAUCUGUGCCAGAAACCAGCCUAGAGAGCCCUGGGGACCCACUGAUGGGCCAAGCCCCUCACGCUUGCAUUAUGCGGCAGCGGAAACACCAACGAAACGCGAGUCGGGAGUAAAGUGAAACCAUCUUCAUGCGUGUUACCUGAAUAUUUUGGAUUCCUUAAGCUCCCAAAACUGAAGCUACAGUAGGUGGGCUAACUCAUGAAAUGUCAACCAAAAUUCCCCAAUGUGUUUUCGUUUCGAAAAUAUUAGUUCAGUAGAGUUGUAAAACUGAUCAUCAUGCAGCAUAAAUCUAUAAUAAAUCAGUUACCUCAGGAUGCCGGCUGUGGAAUGAACUUCUUAUCGGCUUCAUGCAUAAAUUAAACUCUGUGAAAAAUGACUACUCAAGUAGCAUGCAUUUUACUCAUUGAUUUUUGAUGCCCUUAAAAAUUCAAUUAUAAGUCAUGGAACACAUGCAUAAAAAUGUUUAUUUUCUUGAGGUCAUCGUGUAAAUCUAUACUUGAAGGAAGGGUAUAAUUAGGUUUUCAAAAACGUUUCCAGUUCCUGAAUAAUUUUAAACACGACCUGCCGUUACACUUGCAUUCAGGGUUCCCAAACUACAAGCCGUAUAUUUUCUGCAUAUGGAAAAACAUACAUUUGUCUACGAUAUUAAGGGGUUCAUAAAAUUUAGCAGUGGAUUUGAGCCAUAUUGUAAACUUUAAAAGCAAACUUAGUAGAUGUAAAGACACGGUGUUUUACGAACGGACAUUUCACGGUAUUGAAAAAUCUCACAAAAUAUACUCUACCUUCGAGUAUAAAAUUGGAAGAAGACGUCAUUUUCUACCGAAUGAGUGAAACAGUGGAUAUUUUUAUGCAUGUCUUCCAUGAAUUAUAAUUGGAUUUUUAAGGACAUCGAAAAUCAAUGGGAGUAAUGCAUGCUAAUUAUGUAGUCAUUUUUCGCUGAGUUUAGUUUUUGCAUGCAGCCGGAAGGAAGUUCAUUCGACAGCCGGCAUCCUUAGGUAACUGAUAUAUUAUGGACUUAUGUUGCAUUAUAAUCAGUUUUACAACUCUGCUUAAUUAAUCUUUUCGAACCGAAAACGCAUUUGAGAAUUUCGGUUGACAUUUAAUGAGUUAACCCACCUACUAUUUACGAAGCUCCGUUUAGUCGGAUUGAAAAAUCUCCAUGUUUCAGUCUUUCUGCUCUAGUUGUGCCGUUCUUUUACGACUACCUCCCAAAACAAAGCGGCUUUCCCUUGCUACCGUCAAAGUGUAACGACUGGACGACUGCGUAAUCCUCAAGAAGCAUUCUGUUAAAACUCUCAGUCUGCGGUGGCUUCCACCACUCACGGAUAUUUGUUUUCACUAUCCAAUCGCGCUUCUAGCACCACCUGAAAUGCUGCCGAUCUCUGUCUACGGCACUAAGAUCCUGUCCUCUUCGCAAUCCUCCUCCUCCUCAUCGUCCGGCACUGCCUCCGGCCGGGAUGCGGCAUUGGCUGGCCGACCCUCCGACCCGCUUGCCUCCUCUUCUCAGUCCUUGGCACCCGUGCUACGAGACGGGGAAAUCCCACUGACGUACGGUCUCGGUACGCGGACAAAUCCCUACGAUCUUCGCUCCGGUUUGCAGCUACACCUCACCUGCCGCACGGGCUGCGGUUAUCCCAGGGCCGACCUAACUUGGACCGCAGCCAAUAGGGUAGGCAGUAUUUACGAUCGAAAUGUUUUGGCCUCCGAGUACUUAUAUACUUCAACCCUUGUUAACACUUUCUCCUUGGCUCUGAUCGAAAAGCAUGCUGUUUGUCCGUUGGAUGUGGACCUCGUCCUAGCAACCUGAAACAGUUUAUGCCUAUAUUGCACGAUACACCACAGUUGACACCAUGGGUACUAGCUGAAAGCCCAAACAUGCCUGUUUCGUUGACAUCCUGCCGCUGCAGGACACAGCUUCGAGGAGUUCGGCUCAUCAGUGGGGUCCCCAGCGUUCCCUGUGGGAUUUCUGGUAGAUACUACCAUUUUGAAAUUGCAGCUUUGCGAUUUGUUAUUUGCUAACUUGUAGCAAACCAGUCUACUUUAAGUUAGCAACUAAUUUCUGGGGGAAUUAAAAACCCGCAAUUUCCAAACUUAAGUAUCUACUAGAAAGCACACGGAGAGCGAUAGGGGACCCACUGAUGAGUCGAACUCCCUGCAGCUGUGUCUUGCGUCGACAGAAUAUCGGCGAAACACGUGUCGUGGCUUUUAGCUUGCACCCGCGCUGUCAAGCGUGGCGUAUGCAUAUACUACUGGCUGCCUUUUGGUAGUUUAUGAAUAUCACGCAGUUGUUCCACCGUGGUUGAUGAACUCCGGCCCAAACAUUCAUACCAAAUUUUAGUCUCAAACAGACUGAUUUACUCCAAGAGUUAGCGACCAGUUUCUGAGAAAAUUAAAAAGCUGUAGUGAAGCAGUUUGUAAAGUUGCUCUCAGAAAGCGUUAGGGACAAAUUUUUUGGAAAGAUGAUUAACCAUUGGUGGAUCCAAAAUGCGGUCUGACAGGAUUCUCGAGCACGGCAUUCGUUCAUUAUGAUGGGCGUGUUGUCGGCUCAAUGUAGCCGUAUUUCCAGAGGCUUUUUAGGAGGCAAUUCUUAAAAACGAUUGUCAGCAAUGAGGCUGUCAGUCUGUCUGGCGCUUCUCGGACAGAACGAAAUGCUCGCAUUUAGUUCUGCAAUUUUGUCAGACAAAUGCACGAACGCCUGGUUGGCAGUCGGUUAGAUUUACUGUCUCAAAGCGCUGUAAGCGUUAUAGCCCUUUGCCAAACUGCUUUCGCGCCGAAUAAUCACCUCUCUAGCACCCGUUUAUUUCACAGUUUUGUGUUUGUGUUUCAUUUUCUGUCUGAGUGUUUCAGAAGAUUGGUUUUCAUCUGGAGAUGGAGAAGGUACCCUAGAAGACCUAAGUUUUAAAGACAGUACUACGAAACUUUCUUUGCGAUACAAGCGAGGAUGCGAGUUCCAGAAACUAGUUGAUCAGAAGAAGAAGAAGAAGAAGAGGAGGAAGAAGAAAAAAAAAGCGAUCACUGGAACAAGGAUUUUAUUCGCUUGACGUCUCGGAUUCUCACUUGAACCCAACAUCAGAGACAGUGGCAGAAAAGGGGUUCAAGUGGGAAUCCGAAACGUCAGGCGAAUAAAACCCUUGUUCCAGCGAUCGCUUUUUCUUCUGAGAAACUUUCUUUGCUCGUCUGGACGCGACUGUCAGCUCUGCGGGAAAUGCAACAGCCGACUAAAACCAAAGCAGGUCUAGCUCUCAAGCCGACUUAUUCUAACCAGUGUACAGUAAAAUGAUGACUACAGUUCUAGAUUCCCCCAGCGAGACAACAUCAUCACCAUGCAGCAAUUCUUUUCCGCUAUUCAUUUUACGUGGUCGGUUACGCUGUAAGAUGGGCGCUGAAAGUAAGGUGCGUCAACGAGGGAUGUUGUAAUCGUUAGUGGGGAGGGUAGCCGAGGCUGAAACGGGAAAGGCAACCUGAUGUAUGACAAAUCGACCGCGAGAUUGAAGGAAGCCUAGAAUGUCCGCUAAACGCCUGGGUGGCAAGACACGCGGGCCAGCAAUAUCCCAAACCUGACGGCAAAUCUAACCGUAACCUCGAAAGUAAACCUAAUCAUUAACGUAGGUAUAAACCUAACGCUAACCCUAAACUUGAUGCUAAACCUACAAUAGACCCUAAGCCUAACCUUGGCCCUGACCUCAAACCUAGCCGUAACCCAAACCCCAACCUUAACCGUAGCCCUACCCUAACACUGAUCCUAACCCCAACCUUAACAUUAAACGUAAACCUAAGCUGCAAUUCAAACCCUAACUCUAGCCGGAGCCCUUAAACUUAACACAAACUCUAACCCUAUGCUCAAUUUUCAGCCUGACACAAACCCAGACCCUAAAACCAACCCUACCUCUAAACCGAAACAUCAGGUUGCCCUUUUCCGUUCUAGCUUUGGCUACUCCCCCACUAACCAUUUUGGCAUCCUCCUUCGGCUUACUUUUCUUUGAAUGCCCAUAUUGCUCUUACACUUGGGACCAGGACAGCGUGACCGAUGCCUACCGGAAUUUGUUUUAAGCGUGGAUUAGUUGGUCUAUUUGACUCGCUCUUAACUGUGUCUGAACUACAUUGUUGAGGUCAUGUGUACACUGCGCUAGCGCCAUUCCGAAGGAGAUUUAAUAUGGCAUACAUUUCGCACAGAAUUCACCCACGAUUAUCAAUGAUGCCGACAGUGGCAUUUUGCAGCUGAUAUGUCACACUUGUAGUCCUUCGAUGCUAUUUACCUCACGUAACCGUAUUUUUCCGCGGUUGAUAAAAGGCGUUUUGCCAAAAAAAUUGGAACACAUUUCCAAAAUCAAGCGUAGUCUCACGCCCUCCCUCUCUCUCUCGGUCUCUCACCCGCCCAAAAUCUUUGUUCACGCUGGUGGUUUUAAGACCUUGUGUUUUCCUUACACCCACCAUGCGCUCCUUUUCUGAUCGUGCCAAUGAGGCUGGGACUUCCUUCGGCCCAUCAUCAUCAUCCUGUUACCAAACACGGACACUCGAUUGGUGCGUGAGCGAGAGAGAAAAGUGAAAAUGAGACCGACGCCGGGGAAUCCAUCCCCAUGGCACACCAGGACUUGAGUCUACAACGAUGCGCUCUAAGUCGUGACUGGUAGGGUUGCCAACCAACAGGUCAGGCUCUAGUGACUUGUUCUUAAUGUGCGCUCGCACACAUGUAAAAUGCGUGCCGUCCUUACGGUAGCCUGAUGCAUGCAAUGGAAAUCGGAUCGUGCGCGGUACGCGUAGAGGAACUACUUAGUCCUAUCAGCCAUCGCGCCGGGGGUUCACCCCCAGUAGUCUUGACCUUGUCUACCCAGUUGAGCAAAGUGGCUGAGGGAGGAGAGAGUGCGAUAGAUGCGGUGCAAUUCCAUGUCACUGCAAGCUAAUUCGCGCGCGCGAGUCACCAUUGCUGGCCUACUCUGUAUGACACACACUGGGCUUUAGGGUUACGUCUGCCUCUACCCUAAACCUAACCUGUCUCCAUCCUCUACUGCGCAACUGGAUUUACAAUUUCCCAGAGAAUUUUUAAGGGAGCUUCUAGCCUAAUGCCAGCUUGAACGAAUAAGUCAGGACGGAGGGGGAUUACCUGCAAUGGUCUCCACCAUUUAGUGGCUAAAUUUCACUCCGACGUCAGUUUUACCUCCCCUCCCCAUUCGUUCCGUUUCCAGUGGGAUGCUGACCAGACGCGAUCGUGGGGUGGUUAACGGACUCUGUCAAGUGCGCUACGCAGGUUGGCAUCCGCCGCUACUCUUCAAACCAUUUUGUUUUCUCUCUCUCUCCCCCUCCGCUAGUUACUGUUUCCUAUCUCGCAUUCAACUCUUGCCCCCCCCCCCUCCUAUGUAGACUGACACCCAGACGAAAAAACUGCCCGCCGACUCGAUAGUCGAUGCUGCACCCUGUUACGGUUCCGAUGCCACGAAAAACAUGACGACAACCAGAUCGGAGCUGGUCGUGCAUUGUGCAUCGCCCCCAUUGGUUGGUCUCAAUAGACUCGAAUGCACAGCCACCGGAGACUAUGAUGUCGCGGGUCUAACCAAACACGUUUUCGUUCUCUGUCCUGGUGCGUUAUCCCUAUUAUUUAACUAUCUUUUAAAUGUUCGUAUGCUUCCUCCUGUUUGUAACCACAACUAAUCUUCGCCAUCAGUCGGGAACCGAAGAGAAGUAAGUCUUUGCUUCGAAGAGCAAUUCGUCCCCCCCCCCUAGGCACCAGCUGUGUUCCUCGUUUUAAUACCGCUGAAUCUGACACAGCGUCAUUGCGGCUGAAGCUUCCAUUCGCCAUGGUGGUAUUGGCGAUGCCCGACUGACUACCUUCGGAUUAGCAGUCUUUCAGACUAUAGUUAAUGCGAAUAUAAAUGAAACUCAUGCGUGUCCCUACUUUUUCUCCUUCAGUACUAUCAGUAAGACAGUUUUGACAGUGCCUCUUCAGUUGACCGCAUAUCCUGAUCCCGAGAAAGGAAAUAAGUCGUCGCAAUUUAAAGGGUCCUCUGUAUUUGUGGUGAUGUGUGAUGCAAGGGGUGCAGGGACGAAGAAUGCUCUGGGAAGGUGGACGAACAAUACAGCAUUCGGAAGAAGGUGUGAGCAUGUGUGGGCUGAUAAAAAGACCGGAAAAUGAGAACCUUGAAAGAACCGAAAAUAAUAUGGUCUGAAGACGUUUGCUGAGUCUUUCGCUAAUUGGUGAACAGUAAAACAUUCAGUCAGGAACGGUAACUGUAAUUUGGCGGCCCCUCUUGUGACCGGGUUAGUCCUUAUAGACAUCCCCUAUCGAUGUCUUAUUUACUUACUUGUACUUGGUACGGCUGCGAUCGUGCCUGAUCCAGCGGACCUCGAUGGUGUCCCGAACUGUAUCCCUCUCCAUAUGUGACGAUCUACGGUAGCAUAUCUGGCCAGUUCCACCCAUUUUCUUCGCCAACGAUGGAGACUGAAUACGGAUGGUCCGAGAACUACCGCCAUGUCUUGACGAACUGUCUCAAGCCAGGUUUCGAGUUGACCCACUCUUCGGCGCCUCCAAUGGGGUCAUGGUGUCGGAUCGAGGGCACUGAUCUCCUGAGGUGCCGAAACCACCUCAAUCGCCUUUCUUGGAUGGCGAUGGGUUAUCCUUUCGAUGUCGCAGCAGGUGCAGACUGUCUCAUUUGAGACGAAGUCGGUGUACGUCCCUAGAAGGAUGGUCCUCAAACAGUGGUGGUCAAAUACCUCCAUUUUUCGCUCGUCCUCCUCACGUACAGUCCAAUGCUCAGAACCAUAGAGAAGGAUGGACCGAAUAUAUCCACGGUACACGGGAAUAUUAAGUGGCGAUGGAGGCGUCGCGUCAGAUCCAUGGGCAUUUUCUAAGACGUGAGAAAACCCAUCGGUGAUCGGCCAUCGGUGAUCCCGACCACCGUGGGCGUAGGCAGCUUCACUGGCCUGUUGACCGAGCGGUUAGUUGACAUCCCGGCAUCGACAUGUGAUCGUCACCUUGACUCCCAAUCUCGAAAAGUCAAACUUGAGGACAUAUCUUGUCUGCGCAUCAUCAGCUCCCACCUCCAACCUGGGGGUCUGGUUUCAGACCCAACCAGCCAGUCUUUGUGCUUCCGCGUCCCCUGUCAAUCGAUGAAUGGAGCCCCAUGUAUGACUUAGCAUUAAUGCUGAGACCUCUAGAGGCCAAUCGACAAAGCGUCCUUUGCUGAUUGGCUGCGGACUGACAAGGCCCAUUUGCACGUACUGGGACUGACAGUUGCCUGAUGAGACGACUUGCUUCACCUGCAUGCUAAUUCGCUUGUACGCUCCCUAACCUCAGUAAAGUAUGUCCUAUGACUCUGCCUGUUCCAACUUUUGAUUUGGGAAUCUCCGAGUUGUCGAGUCAUUCCACUUCGAUAUGGUCACCAGUUGGCUGUCGGUUUUAUGUCUGCUGGUAACAUCUGGGGGGGGGGGGGGGGGGGGGGGGGGAGAAGUAGACCUUCCACUAUUGUGACUUGUAGAUCGGCGAUGAUGGAAUUUCUAUGUCGUGUACAGCCGCCAGUCUUCUCCUGAUCAACGAUGCCGAACAUGUCGUUAGAGUAGCAUGCCCAAAAGUAAGGCUUAAAUGCCGCGAAAAGUCGUCCUUCGAGAUUUUAGAGGACCAUCUCACCAACUAACCCAGAGAGUCGUAAAUCAGCCUGACGCCCGUUUUGGUUCAGCGCAUCUUCAGUACAGUCCUUUGCGAGGCCGAUAUAUAGUAGUAUCAAGUCAGUAUGCAGUCUUAUUUAUAUCAUUACAUUUACUUUUUCAAACUCGUCUUAUUAUUUAUCGUAGCCCUGUGGAGUGAAAUUCGUGCAAGAUCAUGUUCCUGUGGGUCUUCAAAAGUCGCUCCCGUCCCUUUUUUCGGGUUUGUCUCCUCUGGGUUCUUGUUGUUUUGGCGCUCAACUUCGAGGCAGUCGUUAACUGAGAACUCACUUAAUGGUAGAGGGACGCUCACCGAUCAUUUCUACGAAACUCACUCGUUCCUUUGUGCCUUACGGGCUCUCUCACGAGCCCAACCAACAGCAGCACAGCGGUGCAUGAUAUAGGCCGAACGUUAUUACCGACAAAGAAAAUGGAGACUGGAGUGGUCAUUUCUGGCUAAUUAGCCAUCGUCAGUCAGUCAUACCCAACCCCGAAGUGUGGAACAGCUGGGGCUCGAUCCCGCGACCCGUUAGUUAGAAAUCCAAUGCCUCUAACCACUGAGCCAGGGGUUCGUUGUCCUGUAGGUUUCGAUCGGGAAUUUACAGUGUUAGAGGAGCUCUCACCGAUGACACCUGGGGUUCACUAUGUCCUAGUGCCCUUAGUGCACUUUGGGCCGGAACCCACCUCUUUGCGCUCUAAUGACACAACCACCGUUCGGGCGUCAACAACUGCUCAUUCGUUAACCUCAGGACUCUGUUUACCCCGCAGUUAACCUUCACUGAAGGUCGUUCAACUAUUUUCAACCAGUUGAUACGUUGGCUAACCAUGAACUAGGCUAAGCGUUGGUCGCUUACUGGUAAAGUCGCUUAACCUCUCGCCCUACUGCGGUUUAACGCCUCACCGCCUUCUUGAGUAACUUCCGUGGGUUAACAAUUUCGUCGUCCACCUAACAUUUCCGGUGGCAAAAUCAGAACAGCGGUUUUAAAAGGGUAUUGGACUGUGGACGCUACGCCCACCGUUUAAACCGCAUGGGGACUCUCUGAUGUCUAGUAUGAUCAACACCGCCAUGCUGGACAAUCCAACAGGAGUGAGUGCAGUAAUACGCCAAAAUUUUAUGCUUGCUGGUGUAUCGGGAGUUUAUUCUACAAACGUUCCCAUUUCCUAUAUUGCUGUACCGGCAUUUAUCACAUACAACCAAACACAAGGACAUCUGAACAUCUCUAGUAAACCAAAUACGAAAUUUGGGCUGUUUGCAUACCGCUUUGUGAAUGGGGAGCACACCAGUUCUCCUGCUUGAUGUCAGUUACAGUACUACAACCCCACCUAAGGUGUACUUAGGUUGGGUUGUAGUACUGAUUAUCAUGUGGCAUAAUCCUAUAAUAGUUUGGAUUCGUUUCGACCUUCCGUAGAAACCGCGCUCGGUAAAAGUGGAUACUUAAGUCGCAUUUAUUUUUGACAUUGAUUUUCAAUGGUCUUAUACAUUAAGAUAUAUUUUAGAGAAACCGUGCACAACAAUAUGCUUUCUCUUACUCCUUUUGUAGAAAAUCACGUUGGUUUGGUUUUAAAAAAAGUUUUCCAGUUUUUCGAACAUGUGUGAGCCUGAUCAGCCGUCGAAUUAACGCUUUCCGCGUAAGAGUCAUAUAUUCCUCUAGGCCUAUAAGAGGAUAUCAUACAGAGUUCAUAAAAUUUUGCAAUGAGGACUACGUUUUAAAUUUCAUGAGGAGCAUUGGUAAACGUGUGGGCACGAUGCUGUAUGAAUAGACAUCACAGAAAGUUAAAAACACUCAGAAUUAUAGCCUUUUUCAAAGCCGAAAUAUAUCCUUUCAUUGGGUGUAAAAUGUGAAGAAAACGUGAUUUUCCACCAAAGGAGUAAGAUAAGGUUUAUUUUUGUGCACGUUUUCUAAAAAAUAUAUUUAAAUUUAUUAGACAAUCGAAAGUCAGUGAGAAAAAUGUACGCUACUUAAGUAGUCAUUUUCUACCGAGUACGGUUUCUAUAGGUCAAGGAAGUGCAUCCAAAAGCCGACAUCGUGGCCCGUUCUGAAUGUUAUAGGACUAUGUCGCACGAUAAACAGUAUUACAACCCACUUAAAUAAUCCUUCCUAAUCGAAAACGCAUUUCAGAAUUCAGGUUAUCAUUACACGAGCUCGCUCACUGCGUGUAAAUACUUCUUUCCAGUUGAAAACUUACCGAACACAUAUCACUCAAUAAUUCAUGAGUGGAACACUUCAUGCAUUGCGAUCCAUACCAAGUAACAAUGAGGGGGGGGGGAUCUCGGACCUUGCACAGGCGAAGGUUGCCAUAGAUAUCAACUUUAAGGGGGAGCUAUUUCAACCUGAUCGUCAGCCUUGAGCCGGACCGAGUUAGCGCCGCAACUGCCAAACUUCUCAGACGCGACUGAAAACGCGCCUUGUCAGACCUCUCCAGGAGACAUUUAAUGUCACGCAGACGCCAGAAGAUUAUAUGCAGAGACAGGGGAAAACUCACUCGAAAGAGAAAAGGACAGAGGCCGAUCCAGCCUUCCGGGAGGGUGCCAUUCUCGAGGAUAAACUUUCGAUUUAUGGUGGCUGCACCGAGCAAAAACACCCAUUAUGUGAUUAUGUACCGUACUGACAACACAGUUAUUAACCAGAAGUCCAGACACGCGUGUUCCGCUGAUCUUGUGCCGCUGCCUGACGCUGCUGUGAGGGGUUCGGCUCACCAGUGGGUCCCCCUCUUGUGCUUCACCAGGCAGCAGCUCAAGAUCGGCGGAACACGCGUGUCUGGAAUUUUGGCUAAUAACUGUGUUGUCAGUACGGUAAAGGAUUAAACAGUUUUAUAUGUAGUUAUGAUGAUGGCACUUAGGGCUCCUAAGACUUUGUUGCCCACUUUAUAGGCAGCAUUAAACAUGUGCUGAUUCCAUGUUGUACUAAUUCAAAUACAGUGGGUGGACUAACUCAUGAAAUGUCAACCGAAAUUCCAAACUGCGUUUUCGUUCCGAAAAGACUAAUUAAGUAAGGUUGCACUAUGUAAAAAAUGACUAUUCAAUUGGCAUGCAUUUUCCUCAUUGAUUUUCGAUGCCCUUAAAAAUUCAAUUUAUUUCAUGGAAAACAUGCAUAAUAAUAUUCAUUCGAUAGAAAAUUACGUCUUCUUCCACUUUUACACUUAAAGGAAGGGUAUAAUUCGGUUUUAAAGAAAUUUCUAAUUGUGAGAUUUUUCAAUGACGUGAAAUGGCCGUUCAUAAAACGUCAAGUCUCUGUAUUUGCCAAUGUAGCUUGUAAAGUUAACAAUAUGACUCAAAUUCACUGCUAAAUUUUAUGAACCCUAUAUGGUAUCCUCUUAAUACCGAAGAGAAAUAUAUGGUUUUCCGUACUCGGAAAAUGUAUGACUUGUAGUUUGGAAACCCUGAAUGCAAGUGUUACGGCAGGUCGGGUUCAAAAUUACUCGGGAAUUGGAAACGUUUUUGAAAACCUAAUUAUGCCCUUUCUUCGAGUAUGAGAUUGAAAGAAGACCUAAUUCUCUGCCGAAUGAGAAAAAGAAUGGAUAUUUUUAUGCUAUUUUCUAUGAAAUAUAAUUGGACAUUUAGGGUCAUCGAAAAUCAAUGAGAAAAAUGCAUGCUACUUAAGCAGCCAUUUUUUACAGAGUAUAGUUUUUGUAUGCAGCCGGAAGGAAGUUCGUUCGAAAGCCGGCAUACUGGGGCAACUGAAUUAUUAUAGAGUUAUGCUGCACGGUAAUUUGUUUUACAACCCUACUUAAUUAAUCUUUUCGAAACGAAAACGCACUGUGGAAUCUCGGUCGACAUUUCAUUAGUUAGCCCACCUACUGUAUGUGGAGAUUCUAUGAGGUAUUAAUCUCCUGGUGAAUGGUUAGACCAGUCCUUUACUUUUAUUUUCAGUUUAGGGGAGGGAGGAGAAAGAGAAUCGCUUCCACUGGAUAAGGUUACUUGCAUUCCCUAAUGCAAAAAACGAAAGCUCAUUUAAAAAGUUCAGUAGGUAAGACCCGAAAAUACGUGGAUACCGGCCCUCAAUGAAACAGCGGGCUAGAUCAUGUCUUUACAUGGCAGGCGCACCGUUGCCAAGAAGAGUUAAAAAGUAAUAAUAACUCCUAUUCGGCCCACAUACAGUCCAUUGUCGAGGCACGCCGCAAAACGGGCACAUGCCAUUCCGAUCGCCGGUCGGAGAGUUUAUACGCGUUUUGGACGCUAUGCAAAGACGUCCAACGAUCACGGGCCCCGAAGGCAUACGCUGCACAAACAGGCUGCGAGCUCAAACAAGCAUGGCUACUUUUCCAUCCCAAAAGGUCGCAUGCUGUUUCCAUCUUUCGCCUACCUUUCUUGGAAAGAUGCCUAUAACUAGAAAAGGGGGUCGGAAGCAAAACCAUAACUCCUCACAGAAGACACAAACAAAUCCACUUAACCAUACCAGUUGGUUUCAAGAAGCGGUAGUUAAACGACAAGAACUGGAUAUAUUUGACUGACAAAAAUGAAAAAUCAGCACCACGAAUCCAUACCUACCUCAGGCAAACAGCAAAUAUUACCACAAUCGAGCGUGAUGCAGGAGAAACAGGCAGUUCAAGGCAUGAACGAAAAGGGCGGAGUCGAGCGGUCUACAUGUGAAAAUAUUUUUGUCGUUAAAAAAAAUAUGCAGCCACCUACAGUACUAACAACAAAGAUGUUAGCUGAAAGCCCAGACACGCGUGUUUUGCCAAUUUUGUGCCGCUGCCUGACGCAACUGUGAGGGGUUGGGCUCAUCAGUGGAUCCCCCAGCCUGAAAGGUCUGUCCUCAACUACUUACUCCAAGUUCAUGCAUUAAUGUCCUCGGAAGUGAAAUAAGGCAAAGAAAACUCAUUGUCAGCUCCUAUCCGGAAGACCAGAAAGAACUAGACACGUGAGAGCAUGCUAGUAACAUUUUCCGACACUGGCCGCGGUGUGUUCAGGUGUGAGCACGUCCACUCAAAAGCAGAUAACAAGGAGCCCAACAUAUGGCAGAUAAUAUCGUAUACAUUGCAUCUUGAUAACUAGCCCAUUUCCCUCAUCUCAUUACUCAAUUUUCGAGCCUCUGUAUUUCUCUAUCCACCGUACUCACCAGAUUUUUGUACCAUACCACAUUUUCUGUCUUUUAAAAAGGUCAUUCUCGGAGAGAGAGAGAGAGAGAGAGAGAGAGAGAGCACAUCCCAAGGCAGUGCUUUAAAUACUGAAACAUAUGGAGGCCGAAUGAAACUCAUCCUCCGCAUCUGCCCACUAAGGGUGCUUUUAGACGUGCCUGUACCUUCAGGGGUAGAGCACUUCGACGGAGACCAUAUUACAGUAUAUGACGUGUCUAGUGAAACGCUAACUAAAAUUCCUAAAUAGGCUAUCGACCAGAAGAGAUCGCUCGGGUAGAAUUGCAGUAUUGACUGUCAGGCAGCAUACGGUAUUUCGACCGGCUUUUGAAUGCCCGGCCUUCUGGCCACAUGCAGAAAGCAUGUACGAUAUGGAAAACUAAAUAAGUAGUGUGGAUUUUUGUUGGUGAUUUUUUGUGCCCAUAUACAUAUAUAUGUUCGAGCAUGUUUUAUGGAAAGCAUGCACAAAAAUAUCCUACUCUGCACUCCUUUUGUGACAGCUUACGCCUUCAGAUUUCCCAUUCAAAGAAGGGCUGCUUUCGAUCUAAAAAAGCUUGUAGUUAUGAGAUUUUCUAAGACCGUGAGACGCCUAUUCAGACAGCACCUUAUCAGUAGGUAUAUAUAUGCGCCUCUUGAGGUUUAUAAUGGGAUUUGUGUUAAUUGCAAAAUUUUAUAAGUACCUACACGUCGUGGGGAAAUGUAUGGUAUCCCGUAAAUAGCAAACGUACAGCAUGUAGUUUAAAACCGUUUUAAAAUUACGCCAUAUCGCUUUUUCGAUAAAAAACGAAUAAAACGUGCUUUUCUGCAAAAUGUAUAAAAGGAAGAAUUCAUAUUGACCCAACUGUGAACAAUUCGGCGCCUCGGUGGGAUUCGAACCCACGCCGUAAGGGGAAGGCUUUAGUACAGCCUAGGCUCUAACCACUUGAGCUACGAGGCCCCGCGGACGACGCGAGUUUGAUCACAUUUGGGUCAAGUUACCCGCCCAACCUACCGCAACGUCUGGAAUCCACCAAGUCUGAUACAGUAAUUUAACUGCCCAAACAGGAUUUCCUAAGUAAUACAUCUGGAAUCCACCAGAUGACUCUCAGGCUCACGUAAUUCAUAGAUGUUUUGGCACCUUUAAAAUAAUUCCCGCUCGGGCAGACAACUUACUUUAGCAGAUUUGGUGGAUUCCAGAGGUUGCAGUAUGUUGGGCGCGUAACUUGACCCGAAUGUGAUUAAACUCGUGUCGUCCGGCGGGGCCUCGUAGCUCAAGUGGUUAGAGCUUUGGCUGUACUAAAGUCUUCCCCUUACUGCGUGGGGUCGAAUCCCACUGAAGCGCCGAGUUUUUCACAGUUGGGUCAAUAUGAACUAUUCAAAAUCUGCCAAAACAUCCAUGAAAAGGAAGAAUAUCUCUGGGCCUGUCUUCUAUGAAUAUGCUUGUACUCGCCUCCCAGUCAUCGUGACUUUUCCGCGCGCCGUGCGAACUGCACAUUCAAACAACCGGUAUCUGGGCCUGACAAUUAUUAUCACAACACCCCCUUCCAUAAGUAAUUCCUUCGCAACCGAGAUCAUUUAGUUGUUUCACGUGUUAAAGGGGAAUUUCAUGGCGCCAGUCUGGGUGUUUUCUGUCUAUCAGUAGAGCUCAUGUAUUGGUAUUUGUGGUAAUUCAUUUCAGGUGGUGAAAAGGCGCUCCUCUUGACAGGUGGAGAGAUGAUUGGAAUUGCCGUUGGCUCCUGUAUCGUUCUCGGUUUUCUCAUCAGCGGCUGCAUCCUCCUUCGUCGGCGCAGCAAAGAAACGGUAGUCACUCCCAACGGUUUCGCCCGUGGACAAAUGGUCUAG